Molecule: messenger RNA, 549 nt
Organism: Parastagonospora nodorum SN15
Lineage: Eukaryota; Fungi; Ascomycota; Dothideomycetes; Pleosporales; Phaeosphaeriaceae
Exons: 1
Coding region: 1-549 (182 amino acids)
Source: RefSeq, a predicted model, not a curated record
AUGGCCCAACCAACAACGUCGUCAGACCAAGUCUCCACCACAAACCAUCCGCAAGACAACUCCAACGAGCAACAAGCGCCCGCCAUGAAACCUCAAUUCAAGCUCAAACAACCCUGGGAAGCACCCAUCUUCCACCAAGCCUUCAAAACCAAAGCAGGCGAAGACCCACCCCCAGACCCAACCCCCCUCCUCACACCCGCACCAUCCAUCGUCUUCGUCCCUGCCGCCAACACCCCCUUCUCCACCGCCAUCCUCGCCCUCCCCGCCUUCCCUCCAUCCUCCAUCAUCGAAUUCCGACACCUCCCCCCAAAAAACAUCCCGAUACCAACCACCCCGAAUAUCCUCCCCACCACACCGCAAGUCUACGCCAUAUCGCCUUCCCACACCCUACCCCCAGGCUCCACAUACCACUGCAGCACGCUCUUCGACCUGCGCCUCAUCCUGCCGCACCUCACGCCCACGCAGCGCCGCGCGAUUCAAACGCUUAAGAUCCCGGUGGGCGACGGCGGAGUGCGCGCUGUGGGGAGUGCUAUCACCCCGAGCACGUGA